Molecule: messenger RNA, 469 nt
Organism: Pelobates cultripes (western spadefoot toad)
Lineage: Eukaryota; Metazoa; Chordata; Amphibia; Anura; Pelobatidae
Source: the annotation of a GenBank genome assembly
AUGUAUACACAGCAUGAGACAGUGUCACCUACCUCCUCACACACACUAUUACACCACGACAUGUAUACACAGCACGAGACAGUGUCAGCUACCUCCUCACACACACUAUUACACCACGACAUGUAUACACAGCACGAGACAGUGUCAGCUACCUCCUCUCACACACUAUUACACCACGACAUGUAUACACAGCACGUGACAGUGUCAGCUACCUCCUCUCACACACUAUUACACCACGACAUGUAUAUACAGCAUGAGACAGUGUCACCUACCUCCUCACACACACUAUUACACCACGACAUGUAUACACAGCACGAGACAGUGUCAGCUACCUCCUCACACACACUACUACACCACGACACCAUGGCAUGUAUACACAGCGAGAGUACAGAGCAGACAGUGACAGUGUCAGUCUCCUUCUCACACACACUACUACACCACGACACCAUGGCAUGUAUACACAGCACAG